AUGAUAGCAAAUUUGCCAGAAGUACGUCCUGACCCGUCAACUGAUGGCAAUACCCCUCCCAUAGGAAUGAAAGCCCUUUUAGUAUACAUAAGUUCAUUAAUUCUCGGGGUUUAUAACUCUGAGAAUUUAAUUCCCAUUACUCGAUACGACUGUAACUUUGAUUCGGGAGACCUGUGUCAGUGGACAGACAUCAGUGCCGGUGAUUAUGAAUGGGUGGUUAGAAAACCUAUGGGAGGGGUAUUGCCAUCAGUUGACGGGUCAGGACGUACUUCUGGCAAAUUUGCUAUCAUUGACACCCAUAUGAAGGACUCAAACAUAGCGGCAGUGCUCACAACGAGUCCAUUAGUGGCCACUAAACCAAACUGUGUAUUAAAUCUGCGGUACAGGAGUUACGUACCGACCAGUUAUAUCGCAACUUUCAAAGUCAUUGUACAAUCGCCUGAUAACGGGGGCCGGGAUGUGCUGGUUGAACACGAACUCCAUAAGGAAUGGACUACUCUAACGGCAAAUAUUGGACAGUUGGCUGAAGGUUCAAGAGUUCAAUUGAGUGGUUAUGGGGUGACCUAUCAGAAUGACCCUCCUUAUGCUGAUGUAGACAUCGAUGAUAUCAAAUUUAAUACGAUACUCGGCCUCCAAGUCCACUAA
This is a messenger RNA of Oppiella nova, 645 nucleotides long. The record is from the annotation of a GenBank genome assembly. Lineage: Eukaryota; Metazoa; Arthropoda; Arachnida; Sarcoptiformes; Oppiidae.